Molecule: messenger RNA, 1492 nt
Organism: Prosopis cineraria
Lineage: Eukaryota; Viridiplantae; Streptophyta; Magnoliopsida; Fabales; Fabaceae
Exons: 6
Coding region: 169-1146 (325 amino acids)
Biological process (GO): transmembrane transport
Source: RefSeq, a predicted model, not a curated record
AACUGCUAGGCCUCUAUAAGAGCAAACGGUAAUCACAGUCAAGCAUCCUCAACCGCCUUUCUGAAGAGACUAGCUAGGAAGGAAAGGAACGGGCAGCAAAGAGAGUGAAAGAGAGGGAGUGUUCUUUAAUUUUAUUCUUGAUUCAGUAGCACGUACAGGCUGAAGGCUAUGGAAACUGAGGCUGCUGCCACGACAGAGUUUGCGCUGGCCGAUACAGAUAUCAACUGGGACAGGUUGGAUAAGAGCAAAUUUCACGUCAUUGGUGCUGUACUCUUUACUGCUCAAUCAGCCUUGCUUCAUCCAACAGCAGUGGUAAAGACAAGAAUGCAAGUAGCUGGAUCUGGCCUCUCCCACAUGAGAGGAACAUCAGUAUUUACUCGCAUAUUAAAAAAUGAUGGUAUUCCUGGACUCUUUAGAGGUUUUGGUACUUCUGCUAUUGGAUCGAUGCCUGGUCGGGUCUUGGCUCUAACAUCACUUGAGUUGUCAAAAGACUUCAUGUUAAAAUAUACUGAAGAUUUUGACAUGCCUGAAGCAUCAUGUAUUGGCCUGGCAAAUGGAGUGGCAGGCAUGUUCUCAAAUCUGGUAUCUUGUGUAUACUUUGUGCCUUUGGAUGUGAUCUGUCAGAGGCUAAUGGUACAAGGUCUUCCUGGAACUACGUACUGCAGUGGGCCAUUUGAUAUUGUCCGUAAAGUUGUGAAGACUGAGGGUUUUCGUGGCAUUUAUAGAGGCUUUGGAUUAACUGCUGUAACCCAGUCACCAGCAUCUGCACUUUGGUGGGGUUCAUAUGGUGCUGCACAACACAUCAUUUGGAGGAGUUUAGGCUAUAGAGAUGCCAUGGAGAAAAAACCUUCGCAAACAGAAAUGGUGAUUGUCCAGGCUACAGCAGGGAUGGUAGCUGGUGCUUGUUCCUCUGUUAUAACCACCCCCAUAGAUACUGUAAAAACAAGGCUUCAGGUUAUGGACAACCAUGGUGGUGGAAGACCAUCAGUGCUGAAGACAACAAAGACACUUUUCAAGGAAGAUGGAUGGUGGGGUUUUUACCGGGGAUUUGGACCUCGUUUUUUGAAUAUGUCACUCUAUGGAACUACCAUGAUUGUUACAUAUGAACUGAUAAAAAGAUUAUCCAUACAAGACGGCCGAGUCUGAGAUCAUCUGCUUGAAGAAGCUGCAUGCCCUGUAAGGCACAAAACUCAGAUUCCAUUCCACUUCCUCUUCACUUUACAAGAACUUGAUGCAUCCUUUCAAUCACUGCACCGUGCAACAUGGGAAUGUUUGAUGAAGCAAACCAUGUCUCAGAUAUUUUCGAUGCUCUUGCUCCGGUUCUUACACAAUUUUGGCAUUCUUGCUUCUUUUUCGGAGGGGUGGCCAGUCAGAUUUCAUUAGUGCUAGUUGUUAGUUAGAGGCUGAUCAAACGUCGUUCCAAAGCCCAACAUAUAUCUGACAAAUUUGUACAUAACGUUUGUUUGGUGAUCAAAGGAAUUCAUUUCCUUCC